Messenger RNA from Dicentrarchus labrax (European seabass), 4447 nucleotides. It is a transcript of the gene impdh1a, whose product is annotated as IMP (inosine 5'-monophosphate) dehydrogenase 1a. The record is from RefSeq and is a predicted model, not a curated record. The coding region runs from base 783 to 2660 and encodes 625 amino acids. Gene Ontology annotation, biological process: GTP biosynthetic process. The transcript is spliced from 16 exons. NCBI's taxonomy places the organism in Eukaryota, Metazoa, Chordata, Actinopteri, Moronidae. Gene Ontology annotation, cellular component: cytoplasm. Gene Ontology annotation, molecular function: IMP dehydrogenase activity.
ACACACCCAUCUCACCCCACCCCAUCCUGUAUUAAUGCUUCCAAUCCUCUUUGUGGGAGAGUGACGUCUGCUACUGUCAGAAACAGAGUUAAGCUCAGCAGGCAUCGGGAGAACGGAGGGGAGAGAAGCUCCACAGAUAACCAAGCAGCACUGCGUUCAGGGCCUCCAGGGGGACGAAUCUCUGCUACCUAUUAAACAAGACCUGACUGUCCUUCCCAGCGGCUGCUCAUGACUCCGGCUAGGGACAUACAGGUGUAGUCAACUUCAUCAACAGGUUAGCUAAAAACUCUGUGCCCCUGUCUGAGGGCCUUAAUGGCCUCAAACUCAAAGGAUGAGAGCUGACAAAGUGGAAUACAAACUCUCCUCGGGCAAACAACAUUGUUUUAAGGGACUUUUGUUGCUGUUGCUUCUGUAUUUUUCGGAUUUUUGAAAACCUGAAUUUGUGAAAACUUGUAUUUCUUGCCAGUUCUACCUGCUGCACUGGCCACAAAACAGAUGGCAAGGCAGCUUCCUCUCAUGUCAGGUGUGUCUGAAAGGUUUUUGUGUGAGCAUGCACUCAAAGCAUUGGGGGUUUAUGAGUGCUUAUAAUUGAACAGCAAUUUGAGUGUGUUGCCGUGUGUCUGUUGAGAGCUGCUGCUGAGACUUUGUGUGUAUGAAACAAGUCAGAAGUGCUUGAAUUGUGUCUGUGCGUGUGUGUGUGUGUGUGUGUGUGUGAGCGAGACAGAGGUAGAGAGAAAGGGAAGUGGGGCCCUGUAGAGGUUGUAGCCCUGGAUUUCCUAGAGAUGGAGGGUCAUGGUUAUGACCGGUUUGGAGAUGGAGAGAGGGACACUUACCAAAUUGACUACAGGAGGAUUGUAGGGGACAUGGAACCAGCACGACCGCGUAUUUCAAACAGAGAUGGGGAACAACCUCACCCCUACGGGGCCUAUGCCCACCCAAUGCCACAUGGACAUGGACAUGAGACUGCAGCCCAGCGAUACAGUGCUACACGUAUCCAAGCUGGAUAUGAACCAGAGAGCAUGGCAGACUACCUGAUCAGCGGAGGCACAGGUUAUGUUCCUGAAGAUGGUUUAACAGCACAACAACUAUUUUCUAUUGGUGAUGGACUUACAUACAAUGACUUCUUGAUCCUCCCUGGUUUCAUAGACUUUACUUCUGAUGAGGUGGAUUUAACCUCUGCAUUAACAAGGAAGAUAACCCUGAAGACACCUCUUAUUUCAUCUCCCAUGGAUACAGUCACAGAGUCUUCCAUGGCCAUCGCCAUGGCAUUGAUGGGUGGGAUUGGAAUAAUUCAUCAUAACUGUACAUCUGAGUUCCAGGCCAAUGAGGUGCGCAAAGUGAAGAAAUUUGAGCAAGGCUUCAUUACAGACCCAGUGGUAAUGAGUCCCCGACACACAGUGGGGGACGUUUUUGAGGCAAAGAUAUGCCAUGGGUUCUCUGGGAUCCCUGUUACAGAGACCGGCAAGAUGGGCAGCAAGCUGGUUGGCAUAGUCACCUCCAGAGACAUAGACUUUCUGUCUGAGAAGGACCAUGACAGACCCCUAGAGGAGGCAAUGACAAAAAGGGAAGAUUUAGUGGUUGCACCUGCUGGAGUCACACUAAAAGAGGCUAAUGAUAUACUACAACGUAGCAAAAAAGGGAAGCUCCCCAUAGUGAAUGACAGUGAUGAGCUGGUUGCCAUCAUUGCUCGGACUGAUUUGAAGAAGAACAGAGAUUAUCCUCUGGCUUCCAAGGACUCCCGCAAACAGUUGCUGUGUGGAGCUGCUAUUGGUACGAGGGACGAUGACAAAUACAGACUGGACCUCCUCAUGCAGGCUGGGGUGGAUGUGGUCGUCCUGGAUUCCUCCCAGGGAAACUCAGUGUAUCAGAUCAACAUGAUAAACUACAUCAAACAGAAAUAUCCUGAACUACAGGUAGUUGGAGGAAAUGUGGUGACAGCUGCUCAGGCUAAAAACCUCAUAGAUGCCGGUGUGGAUGCACUGAGGGUGGGCAUGGGAUGUGGCUCCAUCUGUAUCACCCAGGAAGUGAUGGCUUGUGGACGGCCCCAAGGUACAUCAGUGUACAAAGUUGCAGAGUAUGCUCGGCGUUUUGGAGUGCCAGUAAUCGCUGAUGGAGGCAUUCAGACUGUUGGACAUGUGGUGAAGGCACUGGCCUUGGGAGCAUCUACAGUGAUGAUGGGGUCACUGCUCGCGGCAACCACUGAAGCUCCAGGAGAAUAUUUCUUUUCAGAUGGUGUGCGUCUGAAAAAGUACAGAGGAAUGGGCUCCUUGGAUGCAAUGGAGAAAAAUAACAGUCAGAAACGCUACUUCAGUGAGGGAGAUAAAGUGAAGGUGGCUCAAGGUGUCUCAGGAUCAGUGCAAGAUAAAGGCUCCAUCCAUAAGUUUGUUCCUUACCUCAUCGCUGGCAUCCAACACGGCUGUCAAGACAUAGGAGCUAAGAGUUUGUCCAUUUUACGGUCAAUGAUGUAUUCUGGAGAGCUGAAGUUUGAGAAGAGAACCAUGUCUGCUCAGAUGGAAGGAGGAGUCCACGGCUUGCACUCAUAUUCUUUUGUGCCAUUUAUGAAAAGCGGCUUUACUGAGGGGGGUGGAAGAGGAAACACUCGAUCAGGACCUAGCGUCCCGACCCCAGCAGCUAUGAGCAGAUGCACCGGGCGCAUGUGAUCAAACCACAAACACAAUGCUGUUGUCGUUGCACAACAUCCACACCCUCUCUUGUUCUUGUCUGGCUGAUCUCUGACCCCUUCAAAGAUAGCUGAAACAGCACAUUGUAGUUACAUGGGUCUAAAGUUCAAAAGCGAGUCAGAGGGUUCAUGUCCAUUACAUGAGCUCUUUAUCUGUCUUUAUCCCUCUGUUGCCAAGGUGUAGUGGGGGUAAUGUAAUUAAGGGUGCAGUGUGUAACAUUUAGGAGGAUCUGUUGGCAGAAAUUGAAUAUUUACAGGUCUAUUUUCAUUUUUUUAUUCUUAAUUUUAAAAUGAGCUGUUUUUAUCUACAGAGGGAGCGGGUCCUCUUCUACUGCUCUUCUAUUAUUUCUAAAGUAGCACAGAACGAACAAACAAAACUCUGGCUCUAGGGCCUUUCGUGUUUUUCAUCAGUUCUGUGGCGAAUGUAGUUUCUCCACUUGUAAUGGGAGUUGGCCACUUAGAUGCCACUAAAUACUACACACUGGUCCUUUAACUAUACUGCUGAUCCCUUUUAACAAGAUAACGUGCAAUUAACUAAUUUAGGACAAGCUUAUUAUUGUUGAUCUAAUGACGUCUAUCUCCUUGUUGGCCUCUGUUGCACCCCGAUACACAACAAACCUGGUAUUUCCAUGCUCAUUUAAUAUAUCACACAAGAUUCUUCUUUUUGCAGGAAAUUAGAUUUUUAUUUAUAGAAUAAGACAGGUAAAAAAGAAAGAAAAGAAAGCAGCAUGUUUUGGCAUAAUGUUUUGAAUGUUUAACAUUUUAUUUAAUUGAAAACGUUACAAUAGCUGUAAUACAAGCUCUCUGAUGAUAAUGAAAGCAGACUCCAGAAGUGUAAAAUAAUAUUGAAUUAUAUCUAUGGUCAAUUUUCAAGCCUGCGACCUUGUGUACAACGCUUACAGAGCCAGGGGGAAACAUACAGUAUAGUACAUAUAAUACAAUUAACAUCUCAUUAUCUACAUACUGCACCGGUUAUCAAAGUAGUAGUAGUCAAAGUAAUUUCUCUGACAGGUGAACAUUUGGCUGGUACAUGGUGGAUGCUCUGCCCUGAUCACCCUGCAUGUAUUCUCACACCCAGUCGGUGAUCUCUUUGAAUGUGCUACACUGCUGCAGAAGGGACCAAAGCUUAGCAUCAGCCUUAAUUUACAUAUCUGUAACAAGGAGCGCCUUAAAGGAGCUAUCAUGUGUAAUCUUACUGUGUUCAUCUUAUUUGGCAUAGAAAAUACUAUAUUGACAAGACAGGAGGCUACCCAUGCUUUACAUUUCAGUUAUCUGAUUAUAAAUUCAUACAUCAUGUUUAUAUAAUACAAAUGAGUCUGAGUCACAUUGGCUUGACAUAUUGUGAUCUUCCAUAAUUUCAUUUAGCAAAAAGCCCAUGAUUAAUUACAUGACUAUUAACUGUACAUAAUACACAAUAAAGUAGUAGUUAUUUGUCAUUUGUUUUUCAGGCUCAGCAUUUUAGCAAACAGAGAGUCAAUGAAAUAGAGCUAUGAAGUCAGUGGAGUAGGGUAUAAACAAUUGCCCAAGUAAGAUUUAUUUCUUUAUAGAAUUGUAGACAAGUUGAUUUAUCAGUUUUCAAUGUGAUUGUUUAUUUUUCUGGGAGGUAUUCAAUGUCGUUGGUAUUACAUAUGACACUUUAUGAUUAACUCUUGAUCUGAAUUUUGCAAUAACUUACAGAAAAUAUAUUCUUCUUCCAUCACCCACCCUAAGGCUUCAAAAUUAUAUUUACUGUAAAUAGUGUUGAAUAAAGAUUUUUUGACGAGGGUA